UGUAGACAAGAGUCUCAAAGGGCUGCUUUGCUACAUUAGCAAGGCAGUCUGCAUUGAAACUCCAGCAUAUCUGAACUUGAUUCAAGAUUUCCCCCAUUUAUUCACACGGCUCAAUGGCACUGUAACUAAUUGAAAUACAAGUUCAGCAAUGGAAGGUGGGCAGUGCCUUAGGUUCCUACGUCCAUAUCUUUUCCAAUUGCCAUCACAUAGGACGCCUGUCUAUGCGCGGUUCUUCUCCGUUAAUAGCCGCAAUCCGGCCAAGCCUGGGUGUUCACGUCGGUCUUCGUUACAGAAAGCACCACACAGCAGAUGUAUACAAACAUCUACAUCUAAGAGGACCACCGUAAUCAGCUCUGAUGCAGCAGAGAGUGAUGCUGUCACCUUACCCACCCGCCGAGUCACAGUUGACAAUCGGGUUCAAAAGUUGAAAGAGUACAAUGCUCUUCACUACCCAAGAUUAGGCCCCAGGUCUAAUCGAAUUAGCAUACCCAGUUUUCGAGAGAAGUAUCGGAAUGUUGCCGAUAUACCAGCCUCGGAAGAGGUUAUUCUUGAAGGUCGGGUCAUGUCGGUUAGGCGGUCUGGGUCUAAGCUAGUCUUUCUUUCCAUCAUGGGUGGAUAUGAACAAGUUCAAAUUAUGAUCAGUCUGAAUCAAUUGUCAGAUCCAAAGCCAGAACUUGGCCAAUUUAAGGACACCCUUCAUCCAUUCCUUCGCGGCGAUAUCAUCUCUAUCAAGGGUACAGCCAUGCGAACAGAUGCGGGCGAACUAACAUUAAAAGCAAGCGAGCUUCCUACACUACUAAGUCCUGGCCUGGCAAUAUUGCCCGAAAAACUUAUUGAUCAAGAGAAGAUGGUAUUAAAUAGGCACGUUGAUAUGUUGGUAAACCGUCGUGCCUCUGACGUACUUCGCCUUCGUUCGCACAUUAUCAAGUGCCUGCGCGAUUUUUUCCAUGAUCAGGACUUUCUAGAAGUCCAGACGCCUAUCUUAGCCGAUUACGCUGGUGGCGCUGCCGCCCGGCCAUUUUUGACCUCAGCCACCGAAUUCCCACAAAAGGAGAUCUCAUUACGCAUUGCUCCUGAGUUAUGGCUUAAGCGCCUAGUUGUUGGGGGCAAUGAUAAAAUCUUCGAAAUUGGCCCAUCAUUCCGUAAUGAAAGCGUUGAUACCACACAUAACCCAGAGUUCACCAUGUGCGAGUUUUAUUCUGCUUACUCCAAUCUGGCCGACUUGAUUGCGAUAACGGAGAAUCUCAUUGCUCAUCUUUUCGAAGAUGCCGAACGCCUUAUACAGAUCAAACUUCAGUCUCUCGAGAAGCCAAGCAUCAAUCUACCCAAAAGCAGCUGGCGACAAGUUGAGUUCAUUCCCGCAUUAGAAGAGGCUCUCGGCUUUCAACUUCCGGACCUCUCACAACCCGAUGCACUGCCAAAGCUUAUCGAUCUUCUACACGGUCGCAUGGAUUUUUUUCAAUUGUCAGGAUUGACAUUGGUUAAACUCCUCGAUGCGCUUGCUGGCAAGUACUUAGAGCCUCCAUCCCGAGAGCAGCCUCUAUUCAUCAUCCAUCAUCCUACUUGCAUGUCGCCUCUCUCCAAGUCCUUUACCUGUCCCAAAACCGGUCAGCUGGUAUCCGCCCGUGCCGAAUUAUUCAUAGAAGGUCGUGAGAUCGCAAAUAUGUACGAAGAAGAAAAUAGCCCUUUCCAACAACGACGUAAAUUCGAACUGCAGCUAGAAUCCCGGAACGGCAACUCAGAAGUAGACGACGAAGGUCCUACCGAAGUGGAUGAUAGUUACAUUCACGCCCUAGAGCACGGGCUACCACCUACAGGAGGAUGGGGCUGUGGUGUAGAUAGGAUGGUUAUGAUGCUCUCCGGGUCAUCGAGAAUUAGCGAAAUUCUAAGUUUCGGAAACCUGAGGAACGUCGUAUCGAUACGCCAAGCCGCAAAAGAUGUAUAACUUUUGUCAAUUAUUUGCAAGCUUCAGAAGACAGCCUGUACCCAUCAUAGACGAUACCCGCCAUAUUAAUCUAUAGACCCGCAGCGAAAUUAGAGCUUUCUGUACAUUAGUAUGGGGUUCUAGAGCUCUUUAUUUGUAUUCUUAUCCUACUCAGUUUCAUCUACACGGUGUUAUUCGCAGUCACCGUCGAUACAUCUUGGGGAUUUCUGAGUUUGGCGUUUCAUAGCUUUAACAGCAACAUGUUACCCCAUGGUAUUGGGGAAGCUACCACCCCCUAGAUCCGGUUAAGAGUGGAUACAUCGGCACGGAGCUGUAUUUCCUAUUGUGGUAUUCCCAUAUCCGGGUCCGCCGAAAGAUCGGCAUCCCAAGAAGAAACUCUAUUUAUCGGAUUCGCCACGAUUCCGAUUCCGCCAGCGAAAAUUCAG
Messenger RNA from Hypoxylon trugodes, 2370 nucleotides. Its product is annotated as lysyl-tRNA synthetase. The record is from RefSeq and is a predicted model, not a curated record. The transcript is spliced from 3 exons. Gene Ontology annotation, biological process: mitochondrial lysyl-tRNA aminoacylation. Gene Ontology annotation, molecular function: lysine-tRNA ligase activity; tRNA binding; ATP binding. Lineage: Eukaryota; Fungi; Ascomycota; Sordariomycetes; Xylariales; Hypoxylaceae. Gene Ontology annotation, cellular component: cytoplasm; mitochondrion. Bases 149 to 1945 code for a protein of 598 amino acids.